UCCAAGAUACUGUAAAAGCCGCUGUACUUGGCUACCAUCCUCAAGAUAUACUCGGCUCGCUGGCCUUUGACGGAUAUACUUACUUACAUAGGCCUCCUUGAUACCACGGUAUCGGCCCCCUCGAAAUGGACACGCCUCCUUACAUCCACAACUGCGACGACUCCAAAGGUCCCUGGACCGUCAGCAAGAGAUGCUCACUCUGCAUCCCAGCCCGCCAUGACGCAGGCAAAAAGCCCGGCAAGUCUGCCGCCAUCACUCACCGCCUCCGCCGCGUCACGAACAAGCUCAGACGUCGCACGCCAUCCCCGUCACAUUCCGUCUGCUCCGAGUGCGGCGACGAGGGCCGCGCGACGGUGAUACUCGCCGAACCAAAUUGGAACCCCGCGCCAGAGGCUGAGUCAGAAUCAUCAUCAUCCGGUUCUGCUGCUGCUACCACCCGCCAACGACCAACUGACAACAUAGGUCCCAUGGACGAAACCCCAGCCGACUUCGUAUACAAGCCGUUGAUUCCGGGAGAUCACGAGUACCACCACGAGAGACCCGCCGGAGUGGACGAGUGGUUCUGGAGCAGCGGUUCCGGGGAAAGCUGCAACACUCGGUUUCCUCCACCCUCGCUCGCAAAGAGACUUAUUUACAGCUUCUGUUGCUUCUGUGUCGUCAACAUGGUUGCGCCGAAGCCCCCGGAGCUGGCGGAAUCGGAGCGCCGCAAGAAGGAAGAUGAGGGUUGGGAGAGACUCUAACGGACCAAACGCCGCUCUCGCCCCUGGAUCCGGAUGAGCGAUCGGAAGGCUAUGAGGGCCGCUGAAGAGGAGCAGCAACAGCGUGCAAAAGAUGAGGUCGGCGUAGCCAGUGGUCUCGAAACUAUCGUAGAGGAGACAGUGACUGGAGACGAAGACGGUUUGGUCCAAUCAGGAGUUUUUGACGCGGAGAGACGGG
This is a messenger RNA of Colletotrichum acutatum, 936 nucleotides long. RefSeq lists its product as uncharacterized. The record is from RefSeq and is a predicted model, not a curated record. NCBI's taxonomy places the organism in Eukaryota, Fungi, Ascomycota, Sordariomycetes, Glomerellales, Glomerellaceae. Bases 126 to 740 code for a protein of 204 amino acids. The transcript has a single exon.